This is a messenger RNA of Papaver somniferum (opium poppy), 802 nucleotides long. RefSeq names its product BURP domain-containing protein 3-like. NCBI's taxonomy places the organism in Eukaryota, Viridiplantae, Streptophyta, Magnoliopsida, Ranunculales, Papaveraceae. The transcript is spliced from 3 exons. The record is from RefSeq and is a predicted model, not a curated record. The coding region runs from base 80 to 802 and encodes 240 amino acids.
CACAAGUUUCGUAACAUGGAACUGCUUCUUCUUUUACUCAUCUCUGCUUCUUGUCCCUUGGUUGGAACUGUAGGAAGCAAUGCAGCCUCCUCUUCCUUCUGAGAUCUACUGGAAAAACAAGUUGCCAAACACUCCUAUGCCAAAUAUGCUUCGUGAUUUCUUGCAUCCUGCUGAUCUAGAAGGAAAGGCAUCGAUUGACAGAGCAGAAAGCCGCAACAUCUACACCCUAACACAAACAAAAGCUAUCUUCGAACAGGAAAAAUCCCAAGAAUACUCAAAAAAGCUGCCUUUGCAAAAGUUAAACCUAAGCCAGCCUUUGCAACAGUUCGCGCUCAGCAAGUACAGCAUAAGCACCAUUCGAAAUGACAAUGCUGAAACAAAUAGACAACUCAUAAAUAGUCCAGCCGCGUCUCUCUUCUUCUUAGAGAAGGAUUUAUAUCCUGGAGCAAAAAUGAACUUGCACUUUGUUGUAGGUACUCCUAGUGGAACUACUUUCUUACCGCAAAAGCUAGCUAAGAUGACCCCAUUCUCCUCCAACAAGUUGCUAGAGAUCUUCAACCAGUUUGCUAUUAAACCAAAAUCGGAAGAAGCUGAACUUGUCAAUGAAAUUAUCAUGGACUGUGAACAACCAGCUAUAGAAAAUGAGGAGAAGUACUGUGCAACUUCACUGGAAUCACUAGUUGAAUAUGGUACUUCCAAAUUGGGGAAAGAUGUUAACGUAUUGACUACAGUAAUUGUUGGUGAUAAAGGGCAGAGAACAAGGAGGAGGAAACAAGAAUAUGACUACAGUAAUUGUUGGUGA